AUGGAUCAUGGAGAAAAAGAUGAAACUCAAGAAAAACCUGAAGCCAAGCGUCAUUUGUACUGUUUGUUGUAUACUCAGAGUACAGUGCACUGUUCCUUGCGGAACCUUUGCAUUAUCAACUCGAACUUUAUCGACAGUGGAGCUACUAUGAAUGGUGUCAGUCCUAGGUUCUGUUCGGAAAACGGAUUGUGGGAUCAAGUCGUUGACCACAACGAGCCCAUGGAGAUCACUCUUGUGGCUAAGCAGACCAUGACUCCGUACACGAAUGACUUCCUCGUCAUCGAUGUCCCUGAAGAGCAAGAUCUGCUGUUGGGUAUGCCAUGGCUGAAAGCCGUGAAUCCUGACAUUGAUUGGGUCAAUGAGCGCGUGGGGCCUCGUGUGCCGCCGCUCCAAGAGACUGGAGGUGACUACUUCACGCACAGAUUUUAUUCAGCGACUUCCGGAACAACAAAGUUUAUCACCGCCAAGCAAUUUCGGCGCAUGCUUCGAAAGCCUCACGGCAUUGAAUGCAUCUUCGUAAUUCGUCCGAAGACAGAAAAAGAGCGGCAAGGAAUCGGAAGCUGUUGA
Phytophthora sojae is the source of this 567-nucleotide messenger RNA. RefSeq lists its product as hypothetical. Lineage: Eukaryota; Oomycota; Peronosporomycetes; Peronosporales; Peronosporaceae. Bases 1 to 567 code for a protein of 188 amino acids. The transcript has 3 exons. The record is from RefSeq and is a predicted model, not a curated record.